Messenger RNA from Lytechinus pictus (painted urchin), 4460 nucleotides. RefSeq names its product probable peptidyl-tRNA hydrolase 2. The coding region runs from base 191 to 778 and encodes 195 amino acids. Gene Ontology annotation, molecular function: protein binding; peptidyl-tRNA hydrolase activity. NCBI's taxonomy places the organism in Eukaryota, Metazoa, Echinodermata, Echinoidea, Temnopleuroida, Toxopneustidae. The transcript has 5 exons. Gene Ontology annotation, cellular component: mitochondrion; cytosol. The record is from RefSeq and is a predicted model, not a curated record.
GUUCUUUUUUUGUGCAUAUGUCAACUAGGGUCUGGCUGCUCCAACGGUUAAGACCAUCACUUUACCAAUCCUUGUUAAGAUGGAAUGCCAGUAAAAGAGAUGAAAAAAAUGGGAGUGAAUUUCACAGUUUUUGUCCUAAUGAUCUGAUGAACACUCGCUCUCAUUUUAUGCAGUGUAUCAUCUGUUAGUCAUGGCCGGACAGUCUGAAGGCAACCAAGCAGAGCUUACUACAGCUGAAGCCAAUGUCCCAUGCAUGGCAUUUGUAGAGGUGUUAACCAUGAUGGGCAUCGACAAGAAGCUGGCUGAAAAGGCUGUUCAAACAACUAACAAUGUUUCAGCAGAAGCCGCAGUAGCUUGGGUUUUUCAGAAUGCCGACAUGUCUGCAGGUGGACUACUGGCAGAUGAUCCAAUAGACUUUGAUAAUGUCAAGAUGGUGUUUGCUGUCAAUACCUCCUUGAAGAUGGGAGUCGGUAAAGUAGCUGCUCAAGUAGGCCAUGCAUGCUUGGGUCUCCAUCGGAUACUUAUGAGGGAGCAGGAGCAGUAUGCAGAACAGCUACUACAAUGGGAAGCAGUUGGAGAAGGGAAAAUUGUUUUGAAUGGGGAGUCAAAAGAGCGAUUGGAACAACUUCAGUCUCAGGCUGUUUCUCUUGGUCUUCCCAGCUAUCUGGUGCAAGAUGCGGGCAGAACGCAGAUUCCAGCGGGUUCCUGUACUGUCUUAUCAAUAUUUGGAUUGGCCAGUAAGGUGGAUCUCGUCACUGGCCAACUAAAGCUUCUAUGAUGACGAUAUGCUUUAGAUGAUAAACAUAUUUAUUUGAAGCCAAAAAUAAAUGGCACACAGCUAAAUGUACUGCUCGUUUGAUAUGCAGAAAGGUCUUCAGCUUGCCAAUGCUUGAAUAUGGUCUAGCAGUGAAUCUAGCAGUGAUGAUGUUGGCUGUCUGCUUCUGAAUAUUAUGGACUUUGCAAAUCAACAUGGACUCGGUGAUGGUGUUGUUUUAAAAGACACUGUGUAUUUGGCAUGUUGUCUCUCCCAUGGACAAUCACAAUGGAGGACACAUUUACCUUUAUAUUCCACUUGUCCUAAUUUUAGGAUGCUGAUGCUGCUGAGCACUCCUGUAUCUAGUAAAUUCUGUAAGUGUGUGAUGUGAUGUCAAACUUCAAGAUGAGUGGAUCUGUAGUCAAUAAAUGGUGCUAUUCUGCGUGCACUGACUGAAAUUUGACACUUUAAUGAAUAAGACCAUAUUUAGAGUGUAGACUAGACUCCAAACACACCAAACUCGGUCUAUGUGAAAGCAGCCACAAUAUACAAUGUAUGAUUGAAUGUAUACUCCCACAACUAGAGAGUCUGCAUAUGCACUAUGAAAAAAAGCCCCAAAAGGUCUGUACCUGCAGACUAAAAUGGGACUGUGAAUUAGGUUCUACGAAUGAUCAUUCAAGGCUCACACCAUUUUUAUCCACAUUUUUCUUACUGUCUGCACAUGUUCUCUAUUAUGGUUUAAGUCUGAUCAUUUUUAGCUCAUCCGGCCCGAAGAGCCCGAUGAGCUUAUGCCUUGGCGUGGCGUCUGUCGUCCGUCCACAAUUUCAAAAUGCUUCUUCUUUGUCAUUUCAAGUCCGAUUUCAAUUCUGUUUGCUUUAUAUGAUAGCACUAGGUGGGGGAAAUAUGACUAGAAUUUUUUUAAUGCUAAUUUAUGCGUAUUUUUAGAAAUAUACAUAAACUGCUUUUUCUUCUUUAAUUGUUGACCGAUUUUGAUUUUUUUCUUCCAUCUGGUAGAACUUCAUGAGGUUCACCAAACAUUGACACAGAAUUUUGAAAUUUUGACUAGAAAUUAUUUAAUGCUAAUUUAUGCGUUUUUUUUUAAUUCACAUAAAAUGCUUCUUCUUCUUUAAUUGUUGACCGAUUUUAAUUUUUUUUCUUCCAUCUGGUAAAACUUCAUGAGGUUCACCAAACUUCUGCACAAAAUUUUGAAAUUUUUAUUGGACAAUUAUUCUGCUAAUUUGUGAAAAAUUUAUUCAUAAUCACAAAAAAUAUUUCUUUAUAAAUUUGUUGACCAAUUUUGAUUUUUGUUCAUCUAUCUGGUAGAGCUACAUGAGGGUUUCCAAAUUUCCACACAGAAUUUUGAUAUUUUUUACUAGAAAAUUAUUUAUGCUAAUCUAUGCAAAAUUUAUUCAUAAAUCACAAAAAAUGCUUUUUCUCCUUCAUUUUUUUAUCAAUUUUAAUUUUGUGUGCUUUAUAUGAUAGCUCUCGGUGGGAUACAAAAUUUCAAUACAGAAUUUUGAAACUCAUUAAAUAUGCUAAUUUAUGCAUAUUUUUCAAAACUCACAAAAAAUAUUUAUUCAUUGACUGAUUUUGAUUUUUUUGUUCCAUCUGAGAGCUACAUGAGGUUCACCAAGGUUCUACACAGAAUUUAGAAAUUCUGACUAGAACAUUAUUUAUGCUAAUUUAUGAAAAAUUUACUCAUAAAUCACAAAAAAUGCUUCUUCUAUGUUAUUUCUUCAUCAAUUUCAAUUCUGUUUCCUCAAGUUAUGUCACCAAUAUAAUUCACUACAGUGUCAACUGGGCUGAAAUAAAAAAUUGUGUUAAAUUUCGUUGCAAGAUGCCGGAUGAGCUCCACAUCAUUGAUGUGCUAUUUAUUGUCUGCCAAUUGGAGAACAGAUCAAAUACUUAUUUUUAGUCAUGCUUAUCAAUAUUUCAUGUGAAAUGAAUUUGUGCAUUUCAUGUUAAUACAUGCACCAACAAGGUUCAUUAUUAUGAGGGACCUAAUAGAUCCCAGAAAAAUAAACAAGGUUUGUAAUCAUUUUCAAAAAGAAAAAGUGAUAAAAUAAUGUAUGUUGUUGAGUACAUUGAGUACACUGGCCGAAUUCACAGGAUUAAUGCAAAGGCACGAUGUCACAGUAAUGGCGUAACUUGCAUGCAUGUUAAAUGAAACACCCAUAAGCAAUUUUAGAUUUUCAGUUGAUGUACAGCUUUCUUUGCUGGGGUUAAAGGUGAUGGACCUUGCUUCGAAUAACAUUGUAAUUGGCUCUUAUCUUGAUUUGGAUGCUAUUUUGUUGUUUGCCUGAUACUAGCAUGUGAAGCACUCAAUAGUGCUGUAAAUUACCCAGUUAAAUGUAAGCAUAGUAUACAUAUACAUUUUCACUGUUCUGUAUGUCCACCACAAACAUGUGUAAGGGUAUUCUGAAAGUCAUUGAUUCUCAUUUUAGAAAAUCAUUGCUUACCUGUAGCUUUCAGAAGUAUUUGGAAAUUGCAUUUACAAUCUGGUUUUCACAUUUCAUUUCUUAAAAGAGAUGCAGUUUCUUAUGAAUUGUAAAUUUUUAUUUUAUGUGUUGAUAUUGAAAAAAAAAUCUAGCCCUACUCCUCCAACUUUCCAUGCAAUCAAGGUUAAAUGUUCAUAAAUUACAUUUUCAGUUCACUUGUGUUUUAUUCAUUCAAAACUUCUACAAUGUAUGUGACAACUAUGAGCACUAAAAGUUUAAUAGAUAAAAUUGUUUAUUUGUUCCAAACUUCUUUGAUAAAAUCAUAUCUUAGAAUCCUUUAAGGAAUAUAUUUCAUGUUGAAAUAAGAACUGUUUUAUGUUUCAUAUAAAUUGAAACAUCUUUAAUGAGCAAACUUUUAUUUGAUCAUAUGAUAUCCAUAUUUAUUGAUUCAUACUUACCAAAUUAUUUAUUACUCAGGUUUGAUAGAAUUUGAUGUCAACAAUGAUAUAUUUUUUGUUAGUUCAAGCAUGUAUAGAAGAGAACUGUUGCUGGGCUAGUACCAUGAGCAUCUUUUGCUGUUGUGCAUGCUAUUAUGAAUUGUUAUUAUUAAAAGUCAAUUUAUAUUUGAUGUAGAACUCAAUACACACUACUAGUCACAAUUCUCUGACUCAAUAUUACCUGUUUCAGCCAGAGAACAAUACUGCCGUACUGUGGCUAGAGGAAGCAACUUACAAAAGUAUUAUUUGUUGUGAAUGAGCAAUGUGUGUUCGUCAUUUACAUAGGUGUCAAUGCAAUUUAACAGCAUAUUUUCCUCAAUAUCUUUCCCUAGAACUAUCAUUUCUUCCCCAAAUUUUGCCUGAAUGUGCAACAUACAUGUACAAAGGGUGUUUAAGAAACGACAAUAACUCAAAUUUGACUUGUGCGUCACCUGCUUCCUUUUGCCAAAGUUGGGCAGAAUAUAUCUAUUGUUCUCUGGUUGAAACAGAUAAUAGUGAUUCAAAGAAUUGUGACUGGUACUAUAUGCCCAUAUUUUUAGCCCAUGCAGCCAGGAUUGGUAAGGUGAAAUUUCAUUAGGGUAUGGCAUCCAUUGUUCAGAUACUGUCAAAAAUGUCAAAAUGAUUAUUGCCAUAUCUCAUUUGAUUCCCUAUGUUAGAAAUGCUGAAAAUAUAAACUGGAAUUUUUAAGUUGUCAUCUCUUGGAGGUGAUAUUCUGCAUCAAUGAAUAAAAAAAAUCUUGAAAUCCACAAUUUCAAGAUGCAAGGAAUCUUA